Messenger RNA from Malassezia pachydermatis, 339 nucleotides. RefSeq lists its product as hypothetical. Lineage: Eukaryota; Fungi; Basidiomycota; Malasseziomycetes; Malasseziales; Malasseziaceae. The coding region runs from base 1 to 339 and encodes 112 amino acids. The transcript is spliced from 4 exons. The record is from RefSeq and is a predicted model, not a curated record.
AUGUCGGCGAAGAACUAUUACAACGGCGGCGCUGGCACCUACGCUCCUCCUACUGGUCCUCCUCCUCAGCAAAGUAGUUACAAGGCCCCGCAAGGCCCGCCACCUAUGAUGGGUGGAGGCUACCCGCCUCAGGGUGGUUACUACCCGCCACCACCUCAGCAAGCGUAUGGUGGUGCCCAGGCAGGUUACUACCCCGGUUCUCAGCAGCCUCAGCCUGUGUACAUUCAGCGCCCUCAAGGUGGUGCUGGCGGUAGUGCUGGUGGUGGCUGUUGCGCAUGCUUGGCGGCCAUGCUGGCGUGCUGCUGUCUGGAAGAACUAUGUCUUGAUAUGAUGAUGUAA